AUGGCAACAAUUAAUACUCUUCAUCGAUUCGCACAAAUUGAAUGGGAAAAUAAAAGUUUUGUGCCUAUUGACGGAUUAGAAACAAAUGAUCCUCCUCUACGAAUAACACGAGCUCUCCCGCAAGUAACAUUUCGUAUGCCUGAUUGGGAUGCUUUUAUCAGCGAGGUUGAAAAGCGUUUCCCUAAUGAUAAGCAGUACAAACUUACUUUGGAUGAGUGCAUUGCCUUAUGUCUUUAUACCAAGGAAAUGGAUAAAGAGAGCUUGUAUGUGUUAGUCAAUGCAGCAUUACGUUCUGGCAAUGAAAAAAAGCGAAAUUCAUGGUUGCCAUUUCUCCAAUUAUUUUAUUCCGCUGUUAAAAAAAUGCCAAAUUUUCAAGGACGCUGUUGGCAAGCUGGUGCAACUGGGAUAUUAGAUCAAAUAGAACUAGAAGAACGUAUCGCUUGGUCUGGUAUCAGUUCUUGUUCAAAAUGGGUUGAUUUUAUCACAAAAGAGUGCUCUGACAAAAAAGAAGUACUAUUUAUGAUAGAUACUGUUAAUGCCAAAGAUAUUUCUAAAUACUCAACUAACCCUUGCUCACUAGAAAUUCUUCUAAUGCCAGGCACUCACUUGGUAGUAAAAAAUAUUGAACCAUAUAAGGAAGAUAACACUUUAACGCUAGUUCAUUUACAAGAAUUAACUGAAGUGGAACAAGAAGCAGCUAAAUCAACUCAACUAAUUUCAAAUAGCCAAUUCGAACAGACAUCAACUAGUAAGCAUCAAUCGUUUUCUCUUUCCUCAAACAACAAGAUAAAUGUGCAUUAA
Molecule: messenger RNA, 801 nt
Organism: Rotaria sp. Silwood2
Lineage: Eukaryota; Metazoa; Rotifera; Eurotatoria; Philodinida; Philodinidae
Source: the annotation of a GenBank genome assembly